AUGGUCAAUAAAACAUUCGAGUCACUUCACUACAAUCCCGACCAACCAUGUGCAAGCUACCUAAAAACAGACAAGGAGAAAACAUUGAAGUACGGAUUGGCCAUGUGCAAACAGGCUGCAAUACUUGCCAGUGAAGAACAAUUGGCAGAAAACGCUAGGAAAAAGCGUAAGCUCCAACACAAGGUUGAUUCAGACGUGACUAUGACUGAUUCUAGUCCGUCUGACAUGGCGAAAACCAUUCGUGAAGAAGUGGAGAACGCCUUGGAAAAAGUCCUCCCUAAAAAUAUGAAACAAAUCACAGGUACUUCAAUGAUUCCCUCCCGAGAGACAUUGCUAAUACCAAAUAGUGGCCAAACCCCGCGAGGGCCCCAAACUGAAAACUCAGAGUCACAAGAAACCAGUGCGGAAGUAACCAAACUAUUAGAUGUAGCACACGGGACUAGUUUCAAUCCAAAGUGUUUUUCUUCAUACUCAGAAGCAUUCUUCACAAGUUCAGAUCAUGUAAAAACACGAUUCAGUAUACUCACAGGAACCACACUAUUUGUUGAUAGCCUUAGGGCUCAACAGAUUUGUGUUUUCAUGGUUCCAGGUGUAAAAUUACCUCGUAGGUUUAUGCAAAUGCUGAGUUUAAAUGGAAAUUUUAUUUUACACAUGCAAAUGAAUCCUAAAUUUGUUGAAAAUGCAAUGACACAACUGUAUUGCUCGAUAAGAAUCAGAUGGCUCUUUCGAGAUAAGUCAGACAAUCCAUACUACAUACCAAAAUUUCAUGUUAAAACCCCAGGAUGGGAACCCCCACGAGCCAAUUCAAGGAUAGAGAAAGCAAUUGAUGCUGUUAAAGAGUCAUUCCGCAAGCAAACUCCGCAACUGCCACAAUCAGCACAUCUCAGAAAUCCAGAGAUUAAAAGUCUCUGGGAUUUUUUACGAGAUGAAUCAUACCUCGUUAAAAUAACCAUUAAGAAUCUAGGCCUGGCCGUGGUCACAAAAUCUUGGUAUUGUAAUGAAAUAACAACCCAUCUAUCUAAUACCAAUGCAUAUCAGUUGUUAGUGGGCCUUGUUCCUCUCCAUGACAUUAAUAUGAAAUUCAAAUCAAUCCUCAGAAACCAUGUUUUUUCCACUGUGAUUAGAAAAUAUCUCAAUGAAACGACCACUGAAUUACCGCGAUUCCACGUUAUUCCUAAUAUACAUAAGAUACCGUGUUCUUCGAGACCGAUAAUUUAA
Molecule: messenger RNA, 1218 nt
Organism: Blumeria graminis f. sp. triticale
Lineage: Eukaryota; Fungi; Ascomycota; Leotiomycetes; Helotiales; Erysiphaceae
Source: the annotation of a GenBank genome assembly